CGGUCAUCGCAGGCCCCACCCAGCAGUGGAGAGAGUGAGUCUCAGCGGGGAUUGCCGGAGAGCUCCUUCUCCCUCCCAGUGCUGUCGUCCCCUAGUCUAGGGCUCCCAGGGGCAGGGGACGCCGGGGCCGCUGAUCUCAACAAAGCCCUGCUCCACCCGUCUUCGUUGUCCCACCCUUGGUGAUACGGAGCCCCGGCCCGGGCCCCGCCCACAGCGCUCAUUUAACUGGUAUUGCGGAGCCGCGAGGCGCUGCCGCCGCUCACUGCAACUGGCUCGCGCCGCUGGGUGUUGCUGCGAAGUGGUGGAGUCUCCUGUCCUGACCCCGCGCGCCAUGACUGUCGCGCAGCCGAGCGCGCCCGCGGCGCUGCGCCUCCUCGGAGGGCUGCCGGGGCUGCUGCUGCUGCUGUGCCUGCCGGCCGUGCGGGGUGACUGUGGCCUUCCCCCAGAGGUACCUAAUGCCCAGCCAGUUUUGGGAGGCCUUACGAGCUUUCCCGAGGGCACCGCAGUGAGGUACGAAUGUAAUGAAACCUAUGUAAAAAUUCCUGGCUCGAAGGACUCUGUGAUCUGCGGUCGGAACGAUCAAUGGACAGAUAUUGAAGAGUUCUGCAAUCGUAGCUGCAGUGCACCACCCAGACUAAGUUUUGCAGCCCUCAGACCGCCUUAUGUCAGUCAGAAUUAUUUUCCAGUCGGUACUGUUAUAGAAUAUGACUGCCGUCCAGGUUACAGAAGAGUCCCUUUUCUACCAAGAAACGUAACUUGCCUUCAGAAUUUAACAUGGUCCACAGCACCUGAAUUUUGUAAAAAGCAAUCGUGCCGUAAUCCUGGAGAACUACUAAAUGGUCACAUUGACAUACCAGAUGGCAUAUUAUUUGGUGCUUCCAUCACCUUCUCUUGUAACCCAGGGUACAAAUUAUAUGGCGAGACUACUAGUCUUUGUCUUGUCUCAGGCAACUCUGUUCAGUGGAGUGACCCAUUGCCAGAGUGCAGAGAAAUUUAUUGUCCAGCACCACCAAGAAUUGACAAUGGAAUAAUUGAAGGGGAACGUGACCAUUAUGUACACAGACAGUCUGUAACAUAUUUAUGUAAUAGAGGAUUCACCAUGAUUGGACACAACUCUAUUUAUUGUACUGUGAAUGGUGAAGAAGGAGAAUGGAGUGGCCCACCACCUGUAUGCAAAGGAAAAUCUGUAACUUCCAUGGCCCCACCAACAGUUCAGAAAUCUACCACAGUAAAUGUUCCAACUACAAAAGCUUCAUCAACUUCUCAGAAAACUUCAGCUUCUCAGAAAACUUCAACUUUUCAGAAAACUACCACAGCAAAUACUCAAGCAACACAGAGUACAUCUGUUUCUAGGACAACCAAGCCUUCUCAUGAAACAACCCCAAGUAAAGGAAGUGGAACCAGUUCAGGUACUAUCAUGCUUCUAUCUGGGACAUAUACAUCAAGGUCAUUAUGAAAAUGAUGACACAUGAGGAGGUGUUACGUUUGAAGAGAGGAAGAGAAGGAAAGGACUAGAGACAUUUAGUAAAUUAGCAGGCAAUGUUAAAGGCCCAGUUGAGGUAAGUGCUCUUGAAUUUAGAAUGCAAUCAACAAGCUUGGUUCUGAGUUUUUCUGCAGUCAUAUUUAGCUUUCUAGUUACAGGCUCAGAACAAGGAAGUUGCUCAGAUUAAACUAUAAGUGGGCGUUCCCAGGUGAAUUUGAUGACGUGAGUUGAGCAUGUGCACAAGGGAGUGAUUAGAAUGAUGGACCAUAGAAUUUAAGCUAUGUGAGAAGGGAAGUGAAGACAUAUGAGUGGUAAGAAACGAUGAGUAACAGGAUCAGUAUUUUGUAGGCCUUAAUGGAGUCAUGUCAUCGUUAUACUUGGGGUGCUAUUUAGAGUGAACUGGAAUGGUAAUAUGCAGUAGUGAGAAAUAAGAAUGCCUCAAUUGAGAGUAAAACAGAAUUGGUGACCAGAGGACAAACCUGUCUACAAAUACGAUUCCUCUUCAUUUUGGGCACAAAGUUAGGCACAUUUCCUGGCACCCUUGCAGUUAAGUGUAGACAUAGGACUGAGUUCUGGCCAAAGGAACAUGAUCAGAGAUGUGUGGCAUUUCUAGGUCUGGCCCUAAAACAUUCCCAUAUGCAAUCCUCCUUACCUCUUUCCCUACACUGAGUUGAUGAAGGUGAGUGCAGCAACCUAAUAAUUCACAUGCUAAAGAUAAAAGAACCACAAAAAGGAAGGAGCUUGAGUCAUUGCUUUGAGGAGAGCUGUCUGCUGAUCAGGACCACCCACUUUAAACUUCAUGUGAAGAAGAAGUAAACUGUAUGUAUGAGUUUAACAUUUUAGAGAUUGAUGUGUUAUGUUAUUGUAGUUGACCUUAAACUAAAACAAGCCUUCUAGAUUUUGAUGAUGCAAGGGUUUAGGCAGAACUAUGGUGUGAAAAGUUGAAGUAAAAUGGUGGACAAAAGUAUUGGGGUAGAGGAGGCCAUGGAACAUCUUAAUUGAUACUGAAAUCAAGAAGCAUGGGAAUUAAUGUUAGAGAGUGUUACUUGCCACAGGCUAAAAUCUUCAAGAAAUGAGAUAGAGUGGUUUGUACAUCUGAAGAUGACUGCAAA
This is a messenger RNA of Sapajus apella (tufted capuchin), 2595 nucleotides long. RefSeq names its product CD55 molecule (Cromer blood group) (gene CD55). The transcript has 10 exons. The record is from RefSeq and is a predicted model, not a curated record. NCBI's taxonomy places the organism in Eukaryota, Metazoa, Chordata, Mammalia, Primates, Cebidae. Bases 332 to 1456 code for a protein of 374 amino acids.